Molecule: messenger RNA, 180 nt
Organism: Medioppia subpectinata
Lineage: Eukaryota; Metazoa; Arthropoda; Arachnida; Sarcoptiformes; Oppiidae
Source: the annotation of a GenBank genome assembly
AUGGUGAUGCCUUUUAAACACAUUCAUAAGAAGAAACUGGUGGUCGUCGGUGAUGGAGAGGUGGGAAAGACAUGUCUUCUCGUGGUUUUCAGUAGAGAUAAGUUUCCCGACGAUUACAUCCCCACUGUUUUUGAAGCCUCGGUCACAGACUUUAUUUACAAAAGCAAACCGUCGGUUUGA